Pocillopora meandrina is the source of this 337-nucleotide messenger RNA. NCBI's taxonomy places the organism in Eukaryota, Metazoa, Cnidaria, Anthozoa, Scleractinia, Pocilloporidae. The record is from the annotation of a GenBank genome assembly.
UCCAAGCAACUAGAUGUGAAGCUGGAGAAGUUUUUCACCAAGGUGAGAAAGAAGGACGAUUUGGACUAUGAGCCAGACAGUUUGCAGGUAAUACUAGAGUCACUUGCAAGCAAGUAACAGUGUUUCUGUUACUAAGGACGGAGAAUUUGCUAACAGCAACAAAGUACAUAAAGGGAAAGCUCCCUUCCAUCAUGAGGGCUGCAACAAACAUCCCCAUGCAUCACUGGCACUAACCAAUGAAGGUGAAGAAAUGUUGUGGUCCAAAGGGCUCCUUAGAGGGCCAGUUAUGGAAUUCUCUGAUAGCAACUAUGUGGUUUCUUUUGAUGCAGCAUUUUGA